AUCACAAGCUCUAUCCAACUCCCUGAGACAGAGUUGACAAUGGGGAGAAUGUUAUCUCUCCUGGCUCUGGGGCUCUUGGUGGCUGGAUUCUGCCCUGCUGUCCUCUGCCACCCUAAGAGCACACUUGACAAGAAGAAUCCGAACCAGGAGGACCAAGACCAGGGGACACAUGUGGACUUCCGAUUGGCCUCCAACAACAUGGACUUCGCCUUCAGCCUGUACAAGCAGUUGACCCGGAAGGCCCCUGGUAAGAAUGUCAUCUUCUCCCCCCUGAGCAUCUCCACCGCCUUGGCCUUCCUGUCUCUGGGGGCCCGCAAUUCCACCCUGAUGGAGCUUCUCAAAGGCCUCAAGUUCAGCCUCACAGAGACUUCUGAGGCAGAAAUUCACCAGAGCUUCCAGCACCUCCGGAGCACCCUUGACCAGUCCAGUGAUGAGCUGCAGCUCAGGAUGGGAAACGCCAUGUUUGUCAAAGAGCAGCUCCAUCUGCUGGACAGGUUCACGGAGGAUGCCAAGAGCCUGUAUGGCGCCGAGGCCUUUGCCACUGACUUUCAGGACUCAGAGGCCGCUAAGAAGCUCAUCAAUGACUACGUGCAGAAGGGAACACGAGGGAAAAUCAGGGAUCUGAUCAAGAACCUUGACCAGCAGACCAUGAUGGUCCUGGUGAAUUACAUCUUCUUUAAAGCCAAGUGGAAGACUCCCUUUGACCCCCGUGAUACUUUUGAGUCAAGGUUCUACUUUAGCAAGAGGAGGUGGGUGAAGGUGCUCAUGAUGAGCUUGGAGGACCUGGCCGCACCUUACCUCCGGGACGAGGAGCUGUCCUGCACCGUGCUGGAGCUGCGGUACGAAGGCAAUGCCAGCGCACUCUUCAUCCUCCCCGAUCGAGACAAGAUGGAGGAAGUGGAAGCCAUGCUGCUCCCGGAGACCCUGAAGCGGUGGAGGGACUCACUGGAGACCAGGUGAUUCUUCCUGUCCCCCUGAGACGUCACAUCUCUCCACCUCAAGGUCUCACCAGCGUCCAGGGACAAGGGCAUGGUGAUGGGAGAACUCGCACAGGGACAGGUGGAAUUCUCACUUACUUUUCUCUGUGCUGCCUGCAUGGCUAUGAGCCUGAUUUCUUUUUUCUUCCUUUAAGAUGAUGACAUCACACAGAACAAGGGGCUGAGGCUUCCUCUGACUCCAGCCUGUUCUAAGUCAUGAGGAAUCUUCUCCACACACCCAAACACUCAUGCAUGGUUUCUCCUGGUCUCAGUCUCUGGAAGGAACAGAGAAACUGAAGGAGUUGUGAUCAUUUGAGGGCUGCAGUGAGAUGGGCUGUGACAAUCAGCUCUGCACUGCUAAACCAAUAUACGUAUUCAUUCACUCAGCAUUUGCUACAUGAUUAGUUGAGCACCUACUAUGUGUCAGACACUAAUUUGCCCCCUAACAGUAAAUCAGCAAAUAAAACACAAGAUUCCCUGCCCUCCUGGAGCUUACUUUGCAAUUGGAGAGAGGAGAGGCAAUAAAUAUAACAAAUAAGUUAUUUGAUCUGUUAGAAGGUAGAAAAUUCAGUAGGAGGAUAGAAAUUGAGUAGAGCGGAAUGAAAGAAGCAGGAAAACUGGACCUUGUGUUCAUUUGUGAUUUUAAAUAGAAUGGCCAUUAGGUGAUGCUUGAGCAUCCAUGUAACAGAGGGGAUGGGUGGAGUCAUGUUGGUAUGUUAGGGAAAAGCAUUCCUGGCAGAGGGAACCGCCAAUGCAAACCCUCUAGGCAGAACUGAGCUUGAUAUGUUCAAAGAAGAGCGAGGCCAGAGUGGCUGGAGCAGAGGGAGUGACGAGAGCGCUGAGAGAGGUCAGGAGCCCCCAGAGGGGUGGAGCAGCUUGUGU
Sapajus apella (tufted capuchin) is the source of this 1859-nucleotide messenger RNA. Its product is annotated as alpha-1-antichymotrypsin-like. Gene Ontology annotation, molecular function: serine-type endopeptidase inhibitor activity. NCBI's taxonomy places the organism in Eukaryota, Metazoa, Chordata, Mammalia, Primates, Cebidae. The coding region runs from base 40 to 960 and encodes 306 amino acids. The transcript has 3 exons. Gene Ontology annotation, biological process: negative regulation of endopeptidase activity. The record is from RefSeq and is a predicted model, not a curated record.